This is a messenger RNA of Oncorhynchus mykiss (rainbow trout), 697 nucleotides long. Its product is annotated as ubiquitin-ribosomal protein eL40 fusion protein. Gene Ontology annotation, biological process: translation. Gene Ontology annotation, cellular component: ribosome. The record is from RefSeq and is a predicted model, not a curated record. NCBI's taxonomy places the organism in Eukaryota, Metazoa, Chordata, Actinopteri, Salmoniformes, Salmonidae. Gene Ontology annotation, molecular function: structural constituent of ribosome; protein binding.
UGUGUUCGUUUGAGGAUACAAUUUAGUGAUACCAGUAGUAUAUUGCAACUUUAUAUGACCCUGACGAUAACUUUCCCCACAUUUUGCUGUUAGUAAAGUCAGGAUUAAUCAAACAGAUUUGUGCAAAAAAAAAAAAAUUAAAAGCUGGUGCGAAGCAGAAGAGGAUGUGAUGUAAUAUAACUUCCGCCUUGUACAGACUCUUUUCGUUGAGGCUCAGCUAGCGGCCGGCCUGCCAAGAUGCAGAUCUUUGUGAAGACGUUGACGGGGAAAACCAUCACCCUUGAGGUUGAGCCCAGCGAUACUAUUGAAAAUGUCAAGGCCAAGAUCCAGGAUAAGGAAGGUAUUCCUCCUGACCAGCAGCGUCUGAUCUUUGCUGGAAAACAGCUUGAAGAUGGUCGUACCUUGUCAGACUACAACAUCCAGAAAGAGUCCACCCUGCAUCUUGUGCUGCGUCUGCGUGGAGGCAUCAUUGAGCCAUCUCUGAGACAGCUGGCCCAGAAGUACAACUGCGACAAAAUGAUCUGCCGCAAGUGCUACGCUCGCCUCCAUCCUCGUGCUGUCAACUGCCGCAAGAAGAAGUGUGGACACACCAGCAACCUGCGCCCCAAGAAGAAGCUGAAGUAAACUGUUUGCUUGGUGUUUUCUGUGGGACAUAUGCAGAACUGUUCUGUAAAAUAAACAUUUUUUUUAAAUGACA